CAUAAUCAUUUAUCUAUUGAUUGAUUUUUCCCCAUUGUUUUUUCUCCUAAUCUCAAUAAACUAAAAAAAGGACAAAAAACAAUGGCUCCUUCAUUAAAAGUUUUUCUUUUUUUAGCAAUUGCUUUGUUCUUAACAAUUCAAUCAAAUGCAACAUUUGAUUAUUCAUUACAAUCUCCUUCUCCGUCUCCAUCAACACAAAUCUUAAAUAUAAAAGGUGAAAAUAAUAUACCAUCAUUUGUGAAAACUAGCAUGGUUGGCUCAAUGGCCAAGACACAAGAAUUUAUAGAAAAUGUCAUUGAAAAAAAAUUGGCUACUGGUGCAAAUUUGGAUCAUUUUCAUAAAGAUUGUCUUAAAACAUGCAAAGAAACUUAUGAAAGUGCAAUUGAUUCAAUGGAAAAAACAACAGCAGAUGUUAAAGAUAAAGAUUUUUACAAAGCAAAUGUUGAUCUUAGUGCAGUAUAUUCAUUCAUUGAGACUUGUCAUGAUUGUAUUGUUGAAACAAAAGAAAAAGAUGAUGGUGAUUUCCAAAAAUUUGAAACAUGGGUUAAAGGUAUUGCUCAUGAUUGUCUUGGAAAAGUUGUUGCAGAAUACUAUAAAAAUUAAUAUAGUAUUCGAAUCGAACGCUCAAGUUAUAUACAUCGAACCAUGUAAAAUCAGAUCAUCAAAAAAAAAAAAUAUUUACAAAUCUUGAGGAGAUUUGUAGUUUUUUUUUUAUAGUUACAGGUGACCUGAUUGAAAUGUAAGAAUUUCUCACACUUCCGAUGUAAUUCGAAGAAAACGAAAAAAUGUUAUAACCCCUGAGUCUUAGUUGAUGUGUCUUUAUUUCAUUUUUGGAUUUGUAUAAGAGAAAUAUCAUUUUUCA
Capsicum annuum is the source of this 862-nucleotide messenger RNA. RefSeq lists its product as uncharacterized. The record is from RefSeq and is a predicted model, not a curated record. Gene Ontology annotation, molecular function: enzyme inhibitor activity. Lineage: Eukaryota; Viridiplantae; Streptophyta; Magnoliopsida; Solanales; Solanaceae. Bases 82 to 603 code for a protein of 173 amino acids. The transcript has a single exon.